Molecule: messenger RNA, 1298 nt
Organism: Oncorhynchus kisutch (coho salmon)
Lineage: Eukaryota; Metazoa; Chordata; Actinopteri; Salmoniformes; Salmonidae
Product: phosphatidylinositol-glycan biosynthesis class F protein
Exons: 6
Coding region: 277-936 (219 amino acids)
Biological process (GO): GPI anchor biosynthetic process
Cellular component (GO): endoplasmic reticulum membrane
Source: RefSeq, a predicted model, not a curated record
GGGUCCAAGUAUUUGACCUUGCCCGGCACCAUGUUUACGGAAGUGAGUGAGUCUGAUGAAUGAACACUACAUUAUCGUCCGUGUCUAUGUGAAAUGUAGAAAAACUCACGUAUAGUUAAUUUGUCUCAUUUAGAAUAGUAGCUACUGUCAUACGUCUGAGGAUGAAGCUAGCUAGGCCACAAAAGCAGUAGCUAGCAGCCAAAAAACGUCAACGUCGCAACAUCUCAGAAGCAAGAGGUUCUCAAUGUAGACCUGACCAGACCUCUCUCCAGCACCAUGUGGGACCAGGAGAUCAGACAGAUGGCGUCCAGCCACGCCAUCAUGGCGUCAGGGGUGUUUAUGGCGACAGUGGUGCCAGCGGUGCUAGUGCCAGGUUUCUCUGUGUACGGGACACACCUGCUGUGGCUGUACUCUGUUGCCGGGGCCGUUUCCGUGGUCAACAUCACCCUGUUCUGGCUGCUGGGGGUCAGCUCCCCCACCAAGAAACACACUAUCACCUACAAGGUGUCUAGGUUGGUACGUUCCUGUCUCUACCUACUCCUCUCCUGUCUGUUCUUCCACACUGUAGUGAUCCUGUAUGGAGCACCGCUACUGGAGACUGCGUUGGAGACGUUCUCUCUGGCUGUGUUGUUGACCAGUCUAACCACUCUGCGGUGUGUCUGUGUCCUUGGGCCCAACGUUCAGGCUUGGAUAAGAGUGUUCAGCCGACAUGGGGCCAUGUCGGUGUGGGACACCUCUCUACAGAUGGUGGUCGGCUGCAGUGUUGUCGGAGCCUGGCUAGGAGCCUUCCCCAUCCCAUUGGACUGGGACCGGCCCUGGCAGGUGUGGCCCGUCUCCUGCAGUCUGGGUGCAGUGAUUGGUUACCUGACUGGGCUAGUCGCCGCCCCCGCCUGGAUCCACUGGCACCGCAAACACCUCACCUACAAGAUCAAGUGAUGGACUGGGGAGAGAGUGAGUGAGGAAGUGAUGGACUGGGGAGAGAGUGAGUGAGGAAGUGAUGGACUGGGGAGAGAGUGAGUGAGGAAGUGAUGGACUGGGGAGAGAGGAAGUGAUGGACUGGGGAGAGAGGAAGUGAUGGACUGGGGAGAGAGUGUGCAUUUCUGUACGUGCAUAUGGUUUAUAGGUCAGUCCUCCAGGCAGCUGAUCCAUUAUCCCUGUAGUAAUCCUGCUGUAUUCCAUUGAUAUCUGAAUAUGUACUGGACUGUUGGAGUGGACAGGCUCUCUCCUGUAAAAUAUGUUUCCUUCAAAAAAGAUUCCAGACGUCCCCCUUUUGACAAAUAAAGUCUUAGUUCUCUACA